Clavispora lusitaniae ATCC 42720 is the source of this 675-nucleotide messenger RNA. RefSeq lists its product as uncharacterized. The record is from RefSeq and is a predicted model, not a curated record. Gene Ontology annotation, cellular component: intracellular anatomical structure. NCBI's taxonomy places the organism in Eukaryota, Fungi, Ascomycota, Pichiomycetes, Serinales, Metschnikowiaceae. Gene Ontology annotation, molecular function: FAD binding; nitric oxide dioxygenase [NAD(P)H] activity; heme binding. Gene Ontology annotation, biological process: nitric oxide catabolic process; cellular response to nitrosative stress.
AUGAAAAGCAGUUUCAUUUUGAGGAAAGAAAUGAUGAAGGAGAAAGGAUACAAAAUCCAUGAGAGUAAUUGUCUUUACACUGAUAUCCCUACAGGUUACGUGCCGAAAUGUCUCAGUUCUAUGUCACUACCUUGUGAUCGAAAAAAGUCUAUUGCAGUGACGAAUUUGGAUCCAGAUUACAACGGCUCUGGAUCUGUAUGCGUAUCCUUGGCGUCGGAUAAAAUCAAGAGAAAAGACUCCUUCCGGAAGAAAUUGGGAUCAUUUUUCUCUUCUAGAAAGCUGAGCAAAUCUGAGCCAACCUCUGACUUUUCCGAAAAACCAACUGAGUCCUUUGGAGUCCCAAGCGCUCAAGAAGAUAUCACAUUCCUACAAACUAAUCCAUAUACACAAAACAGUUCAUUUCAAUCAUCACACAGAGUGUCAUCUCUUGAUGUGAGAUUGGAACCUCCAAGUUUUGAGCCAAGAGGAUAUGCGGGCUCAGUGUAUCUGAAGUCUAGGUGUUCAGACAAUAUCUCCACCUUCAGUGUUACCUCGGAAAAAUCCAGAUUAUCAUUCUUCAGACGUAAUAAAAUUGCAGGACAAUCGGCGGAAGAAAGUGCUGGAAGAAAAGGGAACAAGUACUACGUGAAGAAAGUUCCUUUCAAGACUAUCUAUGUUAAGGACUUAGUGAAGUAA